CAACACAGAUCUUACAACCAUCUCUCCCAUCACCCAUCAUUUAAAAAAUGCUUCGUGGAGUUGCGUUCAUCACUGGAGCCGCGUCAGGCAUUGGAAAAGCCACUGCUUAUUCCCUAGCCCGACACGGCGUGCGUCAACUCGCAAUCGCCGAUAUUAACUUCCCCGCGGCACAGGAAACCGCCCACGACCUCCAGACCCAAUUCAGCGACGUCCAAGCACUCCCACUGAACCUGGACGUGACCGACCCAGCCUCCAUCCAGAAUGCUAUUACGGAGACUGUUGCCCAGUUCGGACGCAUUGACUAUGCAGUCAACAGCGCAGGCAUAGUAGGCUCUACAGCGUACUCGAGUGAGCACGAUAUCGCAUCAUGGCAAAAGACAUUGGACGUGAACCUGAACGGGGUAUGGAUGACCAGUCGCGAGGAGAUCACAGUUAUGUUGACGCAGGAGAAGUUGGAUGAAAGGUUUGGUUCCUGCUCAUAGCCUGAGUGGUAUAUGUCAGUGCUUAUUUAUAUACACGCGCUUACAGUCCCCGCUCAUCACGAGGCGUCAUCGUCAACGUGGCAUCUACUUAUGGUC
Molecule: messenger RNA, 578 nt
Organism: Aspergillus sclerotioniger CBS 115572
Lineage: Eukaryota; Fungi; Ascomycota; Eurotiomycetes; Eurotiales; Aspergillaceae
Product: SDR family NAD(P)-dependent oxidoreductase
Exons: 2
Coding region: 48-482 (144 amino acids)
Source: RefSeq, a predicted model, not a curated record